Colletotrichum orchidophilum is the source of this 1932-nucleotide messenger RNA. Its product is annotated as fungal specific transcription factor domain-containing protein. The record is from RefSeq and is a predicted model, not a curated record. Gene Ontology annotation, biological process: DNA-templated transcription. The transcript has 3 exons. The coding region runs from base 1 to 1932 and encodes 643 amino acids. Lineage: Eukaryota; Fungi; Ascomycota; Sordariomycetes; Glomerellales; Glomerellaceae. Gene Ontology annotation, molecular function: zinc ion binding; DNA binding.
AUGUUCCAAAUGCCAGCAUCGAACGCAGCAAGUCCAUGGGCGCCGGUCAACGUAGCCGGAGACUCGGGUCCGGACUCAACCCCAGGAAAUGACUUCACUGCUCAGACUCACUAUGCCACCGAGCUCGCAACGCGAAAUCUGGCCGACUUCCUUGACCGGGAAGAAACGGGAUAUCAGGAAUUCCUGCCAAGCGGCCGGCUAUACUUUAUCGGUACCGAGUUCUCAAACCUGAACUAUCUCGUUCGGCAGCGAUCUCAACGGCCCGAUCAGCAUGUUCUACAUUUCGGGAGUCAUCCCCUCGCCCCAAAGAUGUCUUCAGUGCCACCCGAGGCAUUAGAGCUUCCCAUCAAGGCCUUGGCUGAUGAACUCGUCCAAGCGUACUUUCUGCACAUCAAUCGUGGUAUUCCCAUUGUCGACGAAGAAUUCUUCAUGAAGAAGUAUAACAACACCGAGACCAAUGAAGACUUUGCCAGGACACGGCCAUUGUCUUUGCUUUUGCUGAACGCCAUCCUACUCGUCGGAGCCCAUGUCUUGUCCAAUCAGCGCGAUGAGCUGAAGGCUAUGAAAGCAGUCUUCUUCAAGCGAGCAAAAGCUUUGUUCGACUGUCGUUUUGAGCAACAUCGUGAAAUCUAUUUACAGGCCGCUAUCCUUCUGACCUGGCAAUGCGACGACCUUGAAGAUGUCAUUUCGAACUCGUGGCACUGGAUCGGGAUCGCUGCUCGAACGGCGUAUGGAAUGGGUAUGCAUCGAGACGCUACACCAUCGAGUUUGAACGUUAUGGACAAACGUCUAUGGCUGAGGUUAUGGUGGACUUUGUAUCAAUAUGAUGUCUUGGUGUCCAUGGCGCAUGGUCGACCUCAAGCCAUCCUGGAGGAUUCCGACGUACCACUCAUCGAAGAACGUCAUCUCGAAGACACACCGGAAGCCGAGGCGUCCUUCAUAGUUCAGCAUACCCAACUGUGCAUUAUUUUCGCAAAGGUCAUGAAGAAACGAGUAGCUCUCCGCUGUAAAGAAGAGGACAAGGUCACGGCCACAAAAGAUGCCGACGCCGCCCUUGCUGAGCUGGUCACCAACCUACCUGAACGACUGCAGUUGUCCUCAAGGGAUCCAGACAUAUGGCAGUCAAUGUUCCACAUCACCUACAACAGCUUUCUCAUUCUUCUUCAUCGGCCACCCCCUCGCGCACUACCGGGUCCCUCUUCAGUAGAGGCAGGCAACGACUUGAGCAUAUGUUCCGAUGCAGCGGCUACAAUCGCGUCCAUCUUUGAGUCGUUGCGGAAGCGGGACAUGUUGGCCGGCUUAUGGCUUCCAAGCCUUCACAUGCUCUUCACAGCUCUAGUGCAUACAUCAAGCCAGAUGCACUCCAGCAACCCGAUCGUCGCAGCCAAGUCGAAGCGUCAUUCAGAGUCCAUGAUACAGACACUGCACGCAAUGAAAUCUCAGUGGUUAUACGCACAGAGUCUGUUGAACCUAUUCGAACCCAAACAAUUUAGAGGCCGCGGCGGUAUCCAGCAGUCCACCCAGCUGGGCCCUACGAGCAUCCGGGUAGGCGGUGAUGGAGAACAGGACCAUCACCAAAUCAGCAGCUCAAGGAUCUCGCUGCCUUCCGACAUUCUCAGAUUUGACGAUAGGAAUUUUGCUGGACCGUCAGCAUCUGUAGGGGAGGCUCAUCCAGGGCGCCCUUUCAUUUCUAGUUCGACUUAUGCUUCGCAAAACACGAAUACAACGCACGAGCAUGGCCUCGCUAGAAAUCCGGUGGAGCAGUAUGCGGCGGCUGUAGUCGGGAACAUGUCUCAAGACGGCCAGCAUUACGGAACCGGCUUUGUGGGGGACGACAUGGGCCUUACUGAUGCUGAUACCAUGGAUAUGUUGCAGUUGCCAUCGGCCCUGGAGUUUCUGCUGGCCGGUGCUGGCAACAACUUUGACUUCUAA